This is a messenger RNA of Phaeoacremonium minimum UCRPA7, 1533 nucleotides long. RefSeq names its product putative fad binding domain-containing protein. Lineage: Eukaryota; Fungi; Ascomycota; Sordariomycetes; Togniniales; Togniniaceae. The transcript has 4 exons. Bases 1 to 1533 code for a protein of 510 amino acids. The record is from RefSeq and is a predicted model, not a curated record. Gene Ontology annotation, molecular function: FAD binding.
AUGCGUUGGUUCGCAAUCAAGGUCGCAGCCAUUGCUGCAUGGGCGGCGGUAGUUGCCGGCAGAGACAUACCGAUCUCAGACGUUCACUACCAGAGCCAUGUGGCUGCGGCGCGAAGUCCCAAUUACUCGCAGCUGAAGAGCAAGCUGUCGAGUAAGGCGCAAGUACUGCUUCCCGGCUCAGCCGCCUUUACCAACGCAACGGCUCGGUGGUCUGCUCUGGAGGAGCCUACAGCCAACGCUGUUGUAGUCCCCGCCACGGAAAACGACGUCGUUGAGACGGUCAAGUUUGCCAACGCCAAUGCACUGCCGUUCCUCGCGACCAAUGGUGUCCAUGGAUCAAUCACCACUCUGGGAAGGAUGACUUCGGGCAUUGAAAUAUACUUGGCCCAGUUGAACACGGUUGAGAUCGCGAAGGAUGGGAAAACAGCGAAAAUCGGCGGUGGUAUUCUGUCCAAAAAUCUCACUGACGCGCUCUGGGCUGCAGGAAAACAGACGGUCACCGGCACCUGUGAGUGCGUCGGGUAUCUGGGCCCAGCUCUCGGGGGUGGACACGGUUGGCUCCAGGGUCAUCACGGUCUUGUCUCUGACCAAUUCGUGUCUUUGAAUGUGGUCUUGGCCAAUGGUAGCUUGCUUACGGUCACUGACAAGAACAAAGACCUAUUUUGGGCCUUGAAGGGCGCCGGUCACAACUUUGGUAUUGUGACUUCAGUUACCUCGAAGAUUUAUGACAUCGAGCACGCCAACUACGCCAUGGAGACACUGUUCUUCACCGGUGACCAGGUUGAGGCUGUAUACCAGGCCGCCAACGACAACUGGCUGACGGGCGGUACUCAACCUGUGGAUCUCAUCAACUGGUCGUACUGGUUUUUUGACCCAACCAUCGACUCGGAGAAGCCUGUCAUUGCAUUCUACAUCAUCCAAGAAGGAGUAGACGCUGUCAACCCGGCAUACACGGCACCAUUCUACAGCAUUGGGCCUAUCAUCAACUCGUCAGUGUCAGGCACUUACAGAGACCUUGCUGCAUGGACUGGCAUCUCCGUUGACGCAACCCCCUGCCAGAAGACUGGGAAUGCUAACCCGCGCUUCCCUAUCUACCUGAAGUCGUACAAUACUACCGCUCAGAAGCAGGUAUAUGAGCUUUUCAGGCAGGCUACCACCAACGCGUCUACUCCCUUCAGCAAUGCCCUGUUCAUGUUCGAGGGCUACUCCACCCAGGGUGUCAAGGCGAUUGGCGACGACGCUACUGCAUUCGCUUACCGGUCCGACAACCUUCUCGUUGCUCCUCUCCUGACGUACACCCCCAACGGACCCGAGCUUGAUGCAAAGGCUCUCAAGCUUGGCAACCAGAUUCGUCAGGCUUUGUUUGAAGGCAGCGGAGAAUCGACCCUUAACACCUAUGUCAAUUAUGCUUACGGCGACGAGACACCUGUGGCAUGGUACGGAAGUGAGGCAUGGCGCCAGAGCAAGUUAAAGAGCUUGAAGAAAUGUUAUGAUCCCAAGGGCCAAUUCAGCUUCUACGCGCCAGUUUUGUAG